This is a messenger RNA of Dichotomopilus funicola, 873 nucleotides long. RefSeq lists its product as uncharacterized. The record is from RefSeq and is a predicted model, not a curated record. The coding region runs from base 1 to 873 and encodes 290 amino acids. The transcript has a single exon. NCBI's taxonomy places the organism in Eukaryota, Fungi, Ascomycota, Sordariomycetes, Sordariales, Chaetomiaceae.
AUGGAUCCCACCGACAUACUACAGCUAAUCUCGAGUCCCGCCCAGCUCGAGCUCCCCGCGGUCGCCCCCAUCGACGGCAUCACCAACUCCCUUCUCCACCCCCUCGCAGGCGAGCGAGCUGUCAACGACAACUCCUCCAAAAUGACGCCACCACCACCACCACCAUGCCCACAACCCCCCAUCGCCCUCCAACUAUCCCUCCUCUACCCCCUCGCCCCCUUCACGAUCCUCACCCCAACCAACAGCAUCCUACCCCUCGGCAAGGGAUACUCACGGUCCUUUGUCGAUCCGGACUACUCACACCCCUUUCUCAACCCAGACCACCCAUACUCCUUCUCCGCCAUCGGUGGAAAAUGGCGCCAAGCCCUCGCCGCCCACGCCCCGCUGGUCGGACACAUGAUUUUUGAUCUAUCCUUUCCCCGCGCCCAUUCGGUAAUUGCCGAUCCGGGGCCGGCGGCGGAGAGAUGUCGGGAUUAUGGGUGGCACUUCGAGAAGGGGUUUGAGCUGAGCCCGCGGGAGAUUUUGCAGUGGGUCGUGGACAUCACGACGGACGUGAGAACGCGGAUGGAGCGGGUGGGACGGUGCAGGGAGCUGCAUUUUGAGGUGGUGUAUGGGGGGGAGGAUGACGAUAAGUUGGGGGGGUUUUCGGAGGAGUGGAAGGCCACUCUACAGUCCCGGCUGGCGUUUGCUAUGAGGUGGCCCGGGAGGGGUUCAAGGAUGGCUGGGGGAUCGUUGAGCUUGCGUGAGAUCGAGCGGAGGGGCGGAUGUGAUCUGCGUGAGUCUCGGGGAAGGGAAUCUGGGAAAUGGGAAGAAAAUCGAGUGGGGUAUCAACGUAAUGGUAAUGGGAGCGGGGUGGGAAGACUGUUGCAGUAG